Pieris brassicae (large cabbage white) is the source of this 711-nucleotide messenger RNA. RefSeq names its product transmembrane protein 242. Lineage: Eukaryota; Metazoa; Arthropoda; Insecta; Lepidoptera; Pieridae. The transcript has 4 exons. The record is from RefSeq and is a predicted model, not a curated record. The coding region runs from base 247 to 657 and encodes 136 amino acids.
UAUUAAAAAAAGAGUUUAUAUCUUAAAGAAAAAUUGUUGUAUAAAGUGAUACUAAUAUUUAAUACCAAUUUCUUUAUUUAAAGUAUAACUUUUGUGCAAUACCGUGAUAACUUUUUUUGCACUUAUUUCAAAUGUAACUAAGUACUUAUUCUAUAUAGUUCUUGGUUAUGUAUAAUUUACCAAGUACCAGUACCAUAAUAAAAUGAUUUAUUUAUAAAUGAGGAUACUAAUGAGCACUCAUAAAUUAUGACAGACCCACAGCGUUUGGAAAGAAUAAAAGGUGGUGCUUUCCUAGCAGCAGUCGCAGGCAUAUCUGCAUUUGUUGGCUUUGGUGCAACGUUAGCAGCAGCUAGAAAAUCUGACCCAAAAUAUUUUAAUAAAGGAAUACAAGGGAGUGCCGAACUAGCAGAUGCCGGAGCUAUUCUGGCCCUAAGAGCACUUGGAUGGGGUACUAUUUAUGCAGUUGCUGGUACAUCAUGUCUUUGUUAUGGUAUAUGGAAAUUGUCUGGUGCUAAAGAUCUUAAAGACUUUCGUAUCAAAAUGGGGAAUAUGCUGCCAAUACUGCCAAAGAAUAACCCACCAAAAUCAAGGACAGAAUUCAGUGGAUUAAAUGAUCUCCUAACCUAUUUAUCAGAAGACUAUGGGAAGAAGAAAUAAAACUAUACCAUUAUGAUGUUAUGAAUAGUACAAAUAUAUAUUUAUGUAGUCAAA